ACCGCGCCAUACGUCUGCAGAUUUAAAUACCUGCUAACCCAUUGAAAAAAAAAAUUACUACUGGGUUACACCUCAAUCUGUGACCGACUUGGAGGUUAUUUUCUGCAAAUCAGUGCACGUCGGUGUGUAGAAAGCCGAACGACUUCUGAUUUGUGAUGGCGUGAAUCUUCUGGAAGAGAAAUUUUCAAAAUUUUGCACUUGUAAUAUGGAAAACACGGCGUUUACCAACUGUAUCCAGUGCCAUAAUGAAUUUGAUGAAAGCAGACGACAUCCGCACGUCUUGUCUUGCCUUCACACCUGCUGUUCUUCUUGUCUAGAGAGAAUCGUCAAUGGAAAACAAAUCUUUUGUCCGGAUUGCCACUCCCAAACCGAAAUUUCCAGUGAUCCCUGCAAGGAACUACCUCUUGACACGGCAUGUCGAAAUUACCUGGACUUCGUCCGCAUCCAACGGAAACCAACAGACAUACAAUGCACGGACUGUCCAGACCAAUCGUCUGCUUCUUCCUUCUGCAAGGAAUGUUUCACCUUCAUGUGUCCAGAGUGCACUACUGCCCACAAGAGAACUGCCAUCACCCGCAAACACUUGGUAGUUCCCGUCAGUGAACUGAAAGAAUCGGGACUUAAUGAAUUCCACCGAAAAGACACGUGCAACAAACCGGGGCACGAGGAGCAAGUCUUCACGUUCUACUGCGACAGACGAGGAUGUGAUAUUCCCAUCUGCACGCUGUGUGCCGUCUGCGACCAUAACCAAACCAACGGUCACCUCAUUCGGAAUCUGAGCGAUGUGUACGAAGAUUCCAAGACUGUCGUACAAAGCGUUAUUCGCGAGAUCAACGCUCGUGGUACGCCCAUGUCGGAAGCUGUGGACCAGUUGGAGAAGGUCGUAGACGAACUGGCGGCCACAGAAACCGACAUCAGUCAGGAAAUUGAUACCAUCUUCGAUAAAUACCAGAAAAUUCUUAACGAGCGAAGAUAUCAACUGCAGAUGGAAGUUCAAAACCACUGUCAAGUGAAAAAGCGAGAUCUUCAAGAAAAAGUCAAGACGUUGAAGUCUUAUACCACUGACGUUAAAACUGCCACAGACUUUACUAAUCGCGUUCUGCUUUAUACCACAGCAACAGAGUUCCUUAACCUUAAAAACGUGAUACUGAGAAGAAUACUUGAGCUAAAAAAUGUGAACGUGUCAAUUCCGGCAAAAGACGAUGUUGCACUAAGAUUUUUGCGAGGGGUCAGUGACGAUUCUUUUGUGCAGUUGAUAAACGGUAUAGGAAACGUCUCUUCUAGAGAAAGCCCAAUUCCACAGAGCACGCUACAUAACGGACACUCUGACACCGGACCAAUGAAGUCUGGCAGGUCCGAAUAUACCUCGCCGAUAAACCAGGAACUCUCGCGCUCACCAGCUAGAACGCCACCUAGCGAAGCUCCAAGAAAUACCACCUCUGUCACCCCAACAACUCCUCAGUCUGUCAAGCGAGUCGGCGAUUCGAUUGCGGUGAGUCGACAGAUGAGCAUUCCAGCAGCAGCAACACCGAUCAGAGAACCAGUUCAGAGACAAACCAGUCUUCCCGCGCCGCUGGAAGAGAAGAAAACCAUGAGCACGGUAGCCAUGAUGAAUGGCAUGCCCAAAACCCCGGCAGAAGAGAAAACAUCUUUCUUCAGCAAAGCGAAACCACCUGAUGAUCACGUGACUGCUGACGUCACUGAAAAGAAACCACGUCCUUCCCCAUUAAAAUUGGAACCAUCUCAACCAUUAGGUUUGGGGGACUUUUUGCGAAAUCUAGAAAUGAGAGGGGAGUUGCCGAUGAAGAAAUCUGAGAAGACAGCCCAGGCAAAUCGGGAGUCCUUCCAACAGCUGAGUCCGGACCGACCGUUCCAGCCCGUCACCUCUCCCAUCUCCCCAAAGACUCCCACGACCAUGCCGCCUGAGCUGAAGAACUUACCUGGUGUCGUGUAUGGGGAUAUUGUUUGUCCGGAUUUCACAUUUGACGUCCUGACUAUUCAUAACGAGCGUGAGGUCUCCCUGGAUGGCAAAAUCUUACGAAAUCGGAAGACUGGUAAACCAAGCAGUUCCGGAACCGCGGAAAAACAAUUCCAAAACUACAAGGGAAUUGUAGGUAAUUUUCCCUUCAAGGAACUUGGGAAAUAUUACUAUGAAGUCGACGUCUCCUUUACUAUUUAUCAGCCCCUGGAGCAAACCUGGCUGGUCUAUGAACUGGGUAUUUGUCGUAAGGAUAUUAUUGACACCCAUCACACAGUGGAGCGCCAUGAGCAUGCGCGAUCCUGCUACGUUGCAAGAUACCCGGAAGACGGCAAAUUGGCUCACGAGUUCUGGCACAACCGUGACCUCUUGACCUACGUUCCACUGUCUGAUAACACAGCGGGAAUCACUGUGGAUCUUACCUACGGUUUGUUGGUGGACACGAGACGAAGGAAGUGGACAAUUGCAGACGUUGGAAAACAGAAGAAACUGCACACAUUUACUGGAAUCGACUUCACGGAGGCGCUUUAUCCGGUAUUCGGUACAUACAACCCUGAUCUGGUCAGUGUCGAGAUGACUCUUCGAACAGGAUCAGAAAUCUCUGCUUUUCCGCCAUUUUUGAAGGGGUUUUAGAUUACAUUAGACUUACACUAUGAUAUGGCGUCAUUAUUGGACGUCAAAUAGCUAGAUGUGAUAAAACCCUGUUCCACAGGUCUCCUUGCAAGAAAAUUUGCACAAUAAGAAAAGAGGGAAGAAACCUCGAAAGUAUUGAUUAGUUUAUCAAUAUUUAAAUUAAUAUUAUGAUAUCAUAUACAGAGGCAUAUCAAUUGAGGACUACGUCAUCAAGUUCUUUUCGGAAUAAAUGGCUUUCCUUAAGCUUUUGUUGAUAUAUCUAACUUUUAGCUAUCUGACUACUGAAAAACAGAUAUGAUUUUACCUAAAACAUAUUGCACCGUUGGAGGUAUUAUUAUUGUUAUAAUCAGAUAGGGCAAGGGAAAUAAGUGCGCUCUCUAUAUAUGGCCUUUUGAACAAUUAAAAUGUGUAUCGAUUGAUGUAAAACUUGAUGUUAUAGAAAUGCGAGAUAUUUUGAAUGAGAGUAUGUUUGGUGAACAGCACAUUUUGCUGCAGCGAUUAAAAUUUAUGAAUUAUUUAUGAAUUUAUUGUAUAAAAAUAGCCCGACGCCGAUUCCAUUAUUUGUCAGAAAAGGGACGUUUUCGAAAUCGAACAUGAUGAAUAAAAAAUGAUUUAGAAAAGUGAAAUACAAUUGUUGUCACAAUAUUGUUGGCAAAGGCCUUGUCCUUGUUGUCUGGGAAUCUUUGUGCCAGUGAAUGAAGUAAUUUAUUUUUGUACGGUAUACAUGUACUUCAAAACCAGAGUGAAUUUAUUAUAUAUAUUCUUAUUACUUUUUUAAUGAUUUUUUUUAUUCUUUAAUUUAUUUAAAUAAUCUUAUAUCUAAUUCUUGUAUUAACAGGUUUGAAUUUAAAAAAAUAAUAUACCUAGAAAAAUCUUGUCGUGUUUUCCGUACAGGUAUAUAGUACAUGUAUAUUACCACCGAGUGUGGGCUUAUCGAUAACAUGAUACUGAUCACUUCUAUUGUACAGAAUGUAUAUAUUUAUUUAAUUUCAUAAAUAAAUUCUUAGCUCUA
Magallana angulata is the source of this 3623-nucleotide messenger RNA. RefSeq names its product E3 ubiquitin-protein ligase TRIM33-like. Gene Ontology annotation, molecular function: zinc ion binding. The transcript is spliced from 7 exons. The record is from RefSeq and is a predicted model, not a curated record. Bases 206 to 2611 code for a protein of 801 amino acids. NCBI's taxonomy places the organism in Eukaryota, Metazoa, Mollusca, Bivalvia, Ostreida, Ostreidae.